AUGCCUUCCUCAUCGCAUCUCCGCAUACAAACCUCCUUCGAGCCCUUUACCGCCGAGACCACCCGCUCCCACUUUGUCUCUUCACCACCGCAAAAGAAGCAGAAGAUGUCUCUCACCCAAACCUACUACAUUGCUGCCUCCGCCCGCUCCAAGCUCGGCAAAGAGGCAUGCAGGGCCGACCACGACCUCCGCCUUCUCGUUGGACACGCAAAUCUCCUCGACAGCCUCAUGAUUGAGCUCCAAGACGCCGAACGCCAGCAAGAACAAUGGUUCAACCAGACCAUGGCCAAGGCCUCCAAGUCCGAAGAGCCCCGCCACAUCCAAUGGGCCGACAGCAUUGCUGAGGAGGAAGACGACGACGACGAGUCCGACUCGGACUCUGAGAACGAAGACGACUUCGACAUGAUCCCACUGCCUCGCCGCAUCGCUCAGUCACCAGUUCAGAUCAGCACAAUGGAGGUCGACGAGGACGAGGAUGAGGACGAAUUCUACGACGACAUGGAGGACGACUCGGAGCUCGCUCUUACUCGAGUGCCAUCGCAACUACAAUCACCACCCGAGCUCACCUACGAAGAAGAGUCCGAUGACGAGUCACCACCUACAUCUCCCCCACAAGCGUCUUUCAACUUCUCCGACAAGGAGGCCAUGCUUACAACAACCUUCUACGACGCAAAACCAGCCUCGCAAGACAUCGAGGACCAUCCGCUGUUCAUGGAUACCACCGCUCCGCUCAUCUCAAGUUAUUAG
Molecule: messenger RNA, 747 nt
Organism: Alternaria burnsii
Lineage: Eukaryota; Fungi; Ascomycota; Dothideomycetes; Pleosporales; Pleosporaceae
Exons: 1
Coding region: 1-747 (248 amino acids)
Source: RefSeq, a predicted model, not a curated record